Molecule: messenger RNA, 2903 nt
Organism: Bactrocera oleae (olive fruit fly)
Lineage: Eukaryota; Metazoa; Arthropoda; Insecta; Diptera; Tephritidae
Gene: Sse
Product: extra spindle pole bodies like 1, separase
Biological process (GO): meiotic chromosome separation; proteolysis
Cellular component (GO): mitotic spindle; cytoplasm; nucleus
Molecular function (GO): cysteine-type endopeptidase activity
Source: RefSeq, a predicted model, not a curated record
GUAACUUUCCAUGUACCCUGUGCUAAAGUGCAUCUGUCAAAAUCAAAUUCUGACAAUUGUUUACAAUUGUGCGGCGCCAACAACAAAAAAACAACCAGUUGGAAAUGGAUGAAGAUAUUGUGCAAUAUUUAUUGAAAGACAAUGUCGCUGUAAAUACAGGGCCAAACGCCAAAGAGUUUUUUCUAGAUCAAGCAGAAAAUGAAUUUAAUAAUGGAAAUCUGCUGAAUUCGAUAUUUUAUCAAGUGCGAGCAUUAUAUCAAGCCUCAGAGGAACGCUACUUUCAAAUUGAAGCGAAGUUUAAUAAUGAGCAGGGCGAUAGCAAACGCACAUUGGCAGAUAAACUAUGUAGUGAAAUGAAUGAGUGGGAAAAAGAAGAUUUGAAAAGUAAUCCGUUUAUGCAGUAUGUGGUGAAAAAACUAUAUAACGGGAAGCAACCAAGCGCCAAUGGCAAAUCACAAAAUACAACGUGCAACUUUUUACAAAACAUCAUAAAUCCAUUAAAAGGCGUGCAGAAAAUAGAGGAAAUUUGUCAAGAAAUGCCAAAAGAGUGGACAAUAUUGCAAUUGUGUAAAGGCCCGCGUACGGAGACAACAUAUUCAGUUUAUCCACAAAUUCAUGAAUUGGAUGCGAGCAUUUAUGUAACUGUGUUAAGGCAUGUACGUAGUGCUGAAUAUCCCACACCGAUUAGCCUGCGCUUUAGCGGUCCAGAGCAGAAGGAACUUUUUCGAAAAUACGCCAAUAUUGCAAAUCAAUUUAGGCAAUGCAUUAAUGUUGAUCCCAAAGAGUACAACACAAAAGAAUCGAAAAAAAUGUAUUGGGAUAUGCUGACGGAAUUAGAUCAAUAUAUUGCGCAAGUGCUGAAAGAGUUGAAGAAUUUCUUUUUCCCUUGGAGUUUUCUCUUCACUGGCCAAUCGUACAUGAGACCUUCGCCGGAAGCCAAUGCGCUAAUGACGCAGCAAAAGCAAGCAUUCGCCAGUGUCGAUGACUUUUGCAACGAGCAUCGCUGGGCAGUAAAGGAACAUGUAUUGCUCUCCUUGACCGCCAUGAAUGUCGAUGCGCUGUCUGAACUCGAAAUUCAUGCAAUUUGCGCUUUGCUCACCAGCAGCGAACGCGAAAGGAGUAACGCUGCUAAAUUACUACUGAAGCUACAAAAUGCGCCAGCAGGCGCUGAAGGUAUUGCUGAAGGCGACAAUAGUGGCGCACCAACAGGUCCCUCCACUCAUCACUAUCCCGUCAUUUUAAUUGUGGAUGAGCGUCUUGAUCAUUUCUUUUGGGAGGAAAUAAAUACUCAACAAGAAUUUUGCCGUGUCAAUUCUCUACAAUGUCUCUGGCGUCUACACAGUCUCUAUGGUGAGCGUAUGCAUCGCGGUUAUUUACCCGUCAACAUUGUGGACGGUGGUUGCCUGCUGAAUCCCGAUAACAAUUUGCCAAAAACCGAGACACGCAUGCGCUCCUUUUUCGAGUAUUGGCUACCGCAUUGGCAGCGAAAAGUCGGACAGAAGCCAACACAGGAUGAACUGCUUAAGGACUUCUUCAAGCGCAGCUGUUAUGUGUACGCUGGUCACGGCUCCGGCUUGCAAUAUAUCAAUGGCAAAUAUAUCGCCCGUCAACAAAUGGAUUGUGUGGUGUUCCUUUUCGGUUGUGACUCGUCACGUUUGCAUUCAAAUGGCCUCUACAGCGAAUUAGUGGGUUCGCAUUUGUAUUACCAUGCUGCCAAGUGCCCAACUUUGGUGGGCACACUGAUGCCUGGCUUGGACGCUAAUAUGGAUGGCGUUGCCACAGAAAUUCUUAGUCGCUGGAUAGCGCCCAAAUCGAGCAGCGUCUACGCUUGGCAAUGCAUCGAUCGCUGCAGCUGGCUCAAGGAAGGUGUAAUCAAGCCUUAUAAAAAUGAUCUACCCUCCGUCGCUGACACUCCCUGCUAUCAGCAAGGCAGCUUGUGCGCUAUUUUGGCGCGCAUACAUCAACGCCGCUAUGAAACCCGACAUUACAACACCGUGCCGUACGUGUGUCGUGGUUUGCCAGUUUGGAAUUGUGAUGUUCAACCGUUGCCUCACUAGUAGUUCUAUAUAAAUAUGUAAAUUGUGUUUGUGUUGCGCACUCGCUGGCAGAUUUAAGCUGCAUAUUGUAUAUAUAAGUUUGUAUUCAACACAGUUUUAGUAAGUUGUAUGUAAAAUUAUUAGCUUUUUGGCACUAAUUAGGAGAUUUUAGUUAAAGUUGCAACUGUGUUAAAUUAUUUGAAAGCGCAUGCGUUAGAUAUUUAAGCCUCUACAUGUCAAUUAGAUAUAACUUUAGCUGUUUAAAUAUAAUAAGAGAACCAAUUAAGCUUAGAAUAUAUGCAGUGUGUGAAAAAAAAAUAUGGUUUUCUCAGAAAUAAUUAAUUAUCUUAUAGUUUUGCUCGAAAAAAAUAACUUUUCUUUCAGACAAAAAAUUUUUUAUCUAAUUUUAUUGUUCAAAAAUCAUACUGUUUUUCAGAAAAAUAUAUUUUGAACUCUUAAAAAAUUAUUAUUAAAUAUUAAUAUUUAUUCUUAAAAUAUCAUACUUCUGCUCAGAAAAAAAUAUUCAUAACGCAUAAUUUUAAUCUUAUAGUUUUGCUCGAAAAAAAAUAACUUCUUUCAGAAAAAAUAUUAAUUCUUCAAAAGUCAUACUUUCUCUCACCAAAAUAUAUUUUUAACUCUUAAAACAUUAUUAAUAAAUAUUAAUAUUUAUUCUUAAAAUAUCAUACUUCUGCUCAAAAAAAAAUAUUUUUAACGCAUAAAAAAUUAUUUAUACCAUCUGAUCAAAAUUGAACCGGACUGACAACAAAUUUUUAUUAUCGCCUUCAAAAUAGUGUCUCGAGCCCAUACAAGCAUACCAACGCAUUAAUCCAAUUAUCGGACCUCUAUAGCACAUAGCUGUCAUACAAA